Alosa alosa (allis shad) is the source of this 1470-nucleotide messenger RNA. RefSeq names its product extensin-1-like. The transcript is spliced from 2 exons. NCBI's taxonomy places the organism in Eukaryota, Metazoa, Chordata, Actinopteri, Clupeiformes, Clupeidae. The record is from RefSeq and is a predicted model, not a curated record. Bases 1 to 1470 code for a protein of 489 amino acids.
AUGGGGGAGGGCUGGUAUUUUCUGGACCUGGGCUGGUUCUGCGUCUGCUAUCUGGGAUUAGUCUUCAACAGGUGUUCAACAGAGGGGCCCUUAUACCAGUCAACUCCACCUCAACUCCACCACCUACACCAGUCAACUCCACCUCACCACCACUCCUUACACCAGUCAACUCCACCUCAACUCCACCACCUCACCCUUAUACCAGUCAACUCCACCUCACCUCCACCACCUACACCAGUCAACUCCACCUCACCUCCACCACCUACACCAGUCAACUCCACCUCACCACCACUCCUUACACCAGUCAACUCCACCUCAACUCCACCACCUCACCCUUAUACCAGUCAACUCCACCUCACCUCCACCACCUACACCAGUCAACUCCACCUCACCUCCACCACCUACACCAAUCAACUCCACCUCACCUCCACCACCUCACCCCCUUAUACCAGUCAACUCCACCUCACCACCACCUCACCCUUAUACCAGUCAACUCCACCUCACCUCCACCACCUACACCAGUCAACUCCACCUCACCUCCACCACCUCACCCUUAUACCAGUCAACUCCACCUCACCACCACCUCACCCUUAUACCAGUCAACUCCACCUCACCUCCACCACCUACACCAGUCAACUCCACCUCAACUCCACCACCUCACCCUUAUACCAGUCAACUCCACCUCACCUCCACCACCUACACCAGUCAACUCCACCUCAACUCCACCACCUCACCCUUAUACCAGUCAACUCCACCUCACCACCACCACCUACACCAGUCAACUCCACCUCACCACCACCUCACCCUUAUACCAGUCAACUCCACCUCAACUCCACCACCUACACCAGUCAACUCCACCUCACCACCACUCCUUACACCAGUCAACUCCACCUCACCACCACCACCUCACCCUUAUACCAGUCAACUCCACCUCACCUCCACCACCUCACCCUUAUACCAGUCAACUCCACCUCAACUCCACCACCUCACCCUUAUACCAGUCAACUCCACCUCAACUCCACCACCUACACCAGUCAACUCCACCUCACCUCCACCACCUACACCAGUCAACUCCACCUCAACUCCACCACCUCACCCUUAUACCAGUCAACUCCACCUCAACUCCACCACCUCACCCUUAUACCAGUCAACUCCACCUCACCACCACCACCUCACCCUUAUACCAGUCAACUCCACCUCAACUCCACCACCUCACCCUUACACCAGUCAACUCCACCUCAACUCCACCACCUCACCCUUAUACCAGUCAACUCCACCUCAACUCCACCAUCUACACCCUUAUACCAGUCAACCACCUCACCUCCACCACCUCACCCUUAUACCAGUCAACUCCACCUCACCUCCACCACCUACACCAGUCAACUCCACCUCAACUCCACCUCAACUCCACCUCACCUCCACCAUCUACACCAGUCUAAACAACUUUGCUGCACGUCUGUAGAAUUCUAG